AUCAUUUCCGCCAUUACUGACGCGAAUUUUUGUGUGUACAUUAUAUAAAUUUGUUGUCUAAAAUUGUACAAUAUAUUGUGUUAAAUAUAAUCAAUAAUAUGCCCAAAAUGCGGGGUAAUGUGUGCAUUAAAUUUUCAUGUUUUUUCUUGCGCGGAGAAAUUCGUUGUAGCAGCGAUUACGAACAAAAACCACGCAUUUUAGCCCAAAACUAAUUAAAAUUAUAGUGCUAAAACACUUACAGCAACGGUGGCUGUCCCGUGUGGCUGGAAUACGCGUGUGAAAGUCAAUGCGGAGAGUGUACAAAGCAAGUGAAAAUUGUAUUUCCAUCGUUCGAGUAGCAGCAGAAGCAGCAGUACCACAGAGCAAUAAAAAACGCAAGCAAGCAUAGCGCGUGUGUGUGUGUUUUUUUGUGUACGUGUAUGUGUAUGUGCAUGUCGAUUAUGUGAGUGUGUGUGUGCGCAAAGUGUAUGCAAAAAGAAGAAGAAAAACAGAAGAGCAUUACAAAAAGUAGAAGGAAAAAAAAACAGCGUAUUGUUGGUCGUCUGACGACGAGUUUCACGCGCCCAACAGCACCAACAAAAGCAAAGCAAUAAAGAGAGUGAGAGAGAGACAGAACGAGAAGAGCGAGAAAACUUGAAUUUUCAUAUCGUAGAGGGCAUAAAAAGGCUUAACACUGGACCGGAAGCGUGUUUUUAAAGGGUGAUGGCGGCCUCCACUCAAGGAGAAAUUCGAGUGGGUCCCGGCCACCAGGUAAACGAUGUCUAUGCAAAACUGCCCGAUUAUAAUCCAAUCUCAAGCUUCCCCAUCGACAAGGAAACCGAUGAACGUGAACUAGAGGAAUCAAGAUGGAGUCCAGGCGUUGUGGCCGAUGGCGAUUUGUUAAUGUUCUUGCGUGCUGCCCGCUCGAUGGCCGCAUUUCAAGGAAUGUGUGAUGGCGGACUAGAAGACGGUUGUUUGGCUGCCAGUCGCGACGACACAACAAUUAACGCACUCGACGUGCUCCACGAUUCUGGCUACGAUCCAGGCAAAGCUCUACAAGCACUAGUUAAGUGCCCCGUUUCGAAGGGCAUCGACAAGAAGUGGACCGAGGACGAAACGAAAAAGUUUAUCAAGGGUCUGCGACAAUUUGGCAAGAAUUUCUUUAGGAUCCACAAGGAUCUGCUGCCGCACAAGGACACCCCCGAGCUGGUCGAAUUCUACUAUCUGUGGAAGAAGACGCCCGGCGCGAACAACAAUCGGCCGCACCGGCGACGCAGACAGAGCGCCCUGCGACGCAAUCGUGUCACGCGCGCAAAUAAUAAUACACCUCCCAAGAAGGAGGACACACCGGAACCACAAACUGCGACGACGGCGGCGACGGCGACGGGGUCGGCGUCAGAGACGGCGAGUCGCUCAUCGCCCGCUGUCUCCAAGGAGGAGAACAGCUCUCUCACCGAGGACGACGCCAGCGAGUGUGACAGUGAUUCGAGUCUGACCAACAAAAGGGAUGAAUCACCCUCUAGGAUGAGGACGCGCAAUAAACAACAGAACAACAACAACAACAACAACAGCAAUAACAACAACAGCAGCAGCAACACCACCACCAACAGCAGCAGCAGCAGCAGCACGGCCAGCAAUAGCGGAGGUGGCGGCGGUGGUGCGUCCGUCGGUGGCAGCUCUGCGGGAGGCGGAAGCGCUGCUGCAGGCGCCACGGCCACCAACAGCUCCUCGAAGGAUCAGUCCACCACCAACAACGCUGUGGCCAAUGGCAAGCGGCCCAAGCGAGGCUCCGAGACGCCCGAUGCCGGCGGUGGAGCCUCCUCGGUGGACAGUCCCAAGACUCCGACCAAGGCUGUGGCCGAGAGUUCGGCUACCAAGCGCAAGGGCGGCAAACAGGACACGCCCAACAAAAAGAAGCGCACCGAACAGGAGCAGGCGAACGACCAGGCAGCCAAUGCUGGCGUGGGAGCGGGAGGCGUCGGUGGAUCGGACGAAAACAUCAGCAGCUUGAAGGAGAAGAGAAAGCAGCAGCGGCCCGACAGUCCCGUGGAGAGCAUGAACUCGGACAGCAGGCCGGACUCUGUGCUGGACGACGGCGAGUCGAAUACCACGGACACGACCACCGCCGAACAGCAGUCGACCAAGGACAGCAAGGAGUUGAUGCUCAACUGCAAGGAGGAGCGGGAGAUGGCCACCAACGAUGGUGAUGGCCUCCACCUGGAGCCCAAAACGGAGGAGAAGUCCAUCAAGGCAGAGGUCGCCUCGGAGGACUGCAGCAAGGAGGCGCUCUCGAUCAAGAACAUGGACGAGGAGACGAACAUCCAGGCUCCGAACAGCGUGGAUGGGCUGCUGCUUAAGGAUUCCCCUGCCAACACAAUCCAGCAGGACUGUGGUGUGCCUCCGGUUAACACCGUGGCAGCGCCCCUCACCAUGAAGGUGCCGACCAUUGCCACUGUGGAGGCGCUAAAUGCCUCUGUGGAGCGCAAGGAGGCCAUCGAGAAGAUGGAGACCUGCGAAAGCGAUCCCGAUCUGCUCAAGAAGCUGGCCACCAUCAAGCAGGAGGUCUCUCCCCAACAGCAGCAUCAGCAACAGCAGCAGCAGCAGCCGCCCCAGCAGCCGCCGCAGCAACAGCAGCAGUUGAAUCCCAUAUCCAUUCAGCCGCCACCUGCGUGUCCGCCCACGGAGGCGGUGUAUAUCAAGAAAGAGCCCAUGGACGAUUCGAUGGAUGCCACCUGCAAUCAGAACAGCAACGAACCGCAAGAUCUGAAGGUGAAGAUUGAGAUCAAGAACGAGGACUCGCUGAAGCACAACGCGGGAGGACUGCCGCUCACGGGGCCUGGGGUGCCGCCCACCUCCAUGCAUUCCCAUUCGAUGGCCGGUGGCGAGAGUGGGCAGCCGCCUUUGGGUGAGCCGCUGCAUCUGUCGCAUCUGCCACACGGCCAGCAGCCGCUGCAGCCACCUCCCGCCAGCUAUCUGAUCGAUGCCCAGCUGAAGUACGGCCCGCCGGGAGGACAACAGCAGCAACAACAGCAGCAGCCUCCACAGCUUCCGCAGCUGCACAGCGAUCCGGCUGGAGCGGGCGGCAAUGGACCACCCCAAGGCGGACCCAACACAUCGCAAAAGUACCCGCCCGAAAUGGAGAUGAAAUUCACGCCGCAGGAUCUCAAGUAUCCGCCGCCACCGCCGCUGGACGCACUCAAGUACAGCCAGGAGAUGCAGGCGGUUGCCGCUGCAGCAGCCGCUGCUGCCGCCGCCGCCGCGGCUGGCAAGUACGACAUGAAGUACAUGAUUGAGCAGCCCGGCAAGUAUCCGGUGGAGUUGUCCGCCGCUCACCAGCCGCCAUUGAAGCAGGGCUACCAGGAUUCCCUCAAGAUACCCGACGUCAAGUCGGGCUUUGGCCAUCUGCCGCACAACAUGGCCUCCCAGCUGGACGUGGCCCACAAGUACGGACCACCGCCGACGUCCCAGGAGCAGCAGCAGCAGCAGCAACAACAACAACAACAACAACAACAACAACAGCAGCAGCAACAACAGCAACAGCAGUCCCAGCCGCCGGCCCAUCAGGUGCCGCCGGGUGCCACGCCACCGCCGGGCAUAGCCAUGCCCAAGCCGCAUUAUCAGCACGAUGUGCAGACGCCGCCAUUGGGACGGCCCUUCGAGCCUGGAAUGAUGCACAAAUACGGAGAUCCUCUGGCGGCCAAAUAUGGCCCGCCCCAGCCGCAGGAUCUGAAGUAUCCGAUGCCACCAGUCGUCUCCGCGGCGGGACCCGUGGACGUGAAGCCAUACGGCGAGAACCUGAUAAAGUCCUCCCCGUAUGGCCCGCCCCCGGAGAGCCCUAUAGACGCCUCGUCGCGCUCGACGCCAGGCCAGGACAGCCAGGGCAGCAACAGCAACUCGCAGCCCUCGUCGAUGGCCCCACAGCCGCAGCAGUUCCAGUCGCCGCAUCCCUCGCCUCACAUGCCUUCACCCGCAGGCGGCGGCCUGCCGCCUGGGAUGCAUCCUCAAAAUCUCAUCCAUGGCCUGCCGCCGGGUGGGGCCGGUGGACCCCAGCCACCGCCACCGCCCACAUCCCUGCACCAGUCGUCGAGUGGUGCGCCGGGCGUUCCGCCGGGUAUGCAUCCGGGACUGCAUCCGGGACAGCAUUCGCAGAUGUCGGUGGCCUCCUCGAUGCCGCCCAGCUCGAUCGGGAUACCACCCACGCUGUCGACGAUGGCGCCCUCGCAUAUGCAUCCCCACAUGCAUCCGCAUCAUCUGCAGCAGGUGCUCCAUCGGCCGCACGACAUGCCACCCAGCAUGCAUCCGCACGCUCCGAUGGCCAUGUCCCUGCAAGGACAUCCGCAACAUGGUCACGGACUGCCGCCCUCCCACGCCCCCCAACAGCAGCAGCAGCAACAGCAGCCGCCUGGAGGUCCCGCCGGCACAGUGCGCACUCCAUCGCCAGCCCAGCAUCCGCCACGCAGUCUGCACGAUCCCCAGUCCCGGGAGCAGCCGCCCACGUCGCAGCCCUCGACAACGAUGGCCGGAUCCGGCGGUGGUCAUGGCAAUCCGCACCAAUCCCCGCAUACGCAUCGCACAUCGCCGCUGCCGGGACUGGCGGGGAAUGGCCAUCCGCCGCCGGGACUCAUUGGCCACCCAAUGCCCAUACAUCCGCAUCUGGCGCAUCUUCCGCCGGGUCAUCCGGCCCAUGCGGCUCUCGCACAUCCCGGACACCAUCUGCUGUCGCACUCGAUUGCCGGUCUGGGGCCGGGCGGCGGACCCAUCGCUCUGCUAGCGGGUCCCGGAGGACUGGGCGGCCUUCCCGAAUCCGCCCUCAGUCGUCGCACCCCGCCCAGCCAUAUGCCCCACUCGCACGUCUCAUCGGCACCGAAUACGCCCCAUUCGGUGGCCUCGAUGACGUCCAGCAGCAUGGCUCUGACUACCAGCACGGUGCCGUCGUCGGCCUUCAGCCGUGCCAGUCCCAGCGUUCAGAUCUCGAGUGGAGCCGGUUCAGCCGGACCUGGCAGCAGCAGCAGCAACACGCCUGGCGGUGGCCAGAGCAACUCCUCGGCAGCCGCAGCAGCAGCAGCUGCCCAUCGAGCAGCCUCUCCAGCCUCCAGUGUGAGCAGCCUCAGUCGCCAGAGUCCGCUGCAUCCGGUGCCGCAGUCGCCGCUUAGCCAUCAUCCCUCAUCUUCGGCAUUGUCGGCGGCUGCGGCAGCCGUGGCCGAGCGGGAUCGCCAUGCCCUGCUGCGACAGCAGUCUCCACAUAUGACGCCGCCACCCGUGUCUAAUGCCUCGGGACUGAUGGCCAGUCCGCUGAGCAAGAUGUAUGCCCCGCAGCCGGGCCAAAGGGGGCUAGGCACGUCACCGCCGCCGCAUCUGCGACCGGGAGCCUCACCGCCGGUUAUACGGCAUCCGCAAAUGCCGUUGCCAUUGCCUCUGAUUGCGCCGGGAGGAGGCAUUCCACAGAUCGGAGUGCAUCCCGGCCAGUCGCCGUAUCCACAUCCACUGCUGCAUCCCUCGGUCUUCUAUUCGCCGCAUCAUCAUCCCUUCAACUCGCAUUACGGCUAUGCACCGUACGGGCCUGGUUUCCCGGCCUACAUGAAGCCGCCUCCACCGUCGGGACCUCUGGAUCCCGCCGCCGUGAUGGCCGCCCACCAUGCCGGCCUGCAGGGUCCGCCGCAGCAGCAGCAGUCGCGACAGGACGAGCAGAACGCCGCCGCUGCUGCUGCGGCGCGAGAUGCAGCCGAGAAGCAGCACCAUCAGGCGGCGGCCGCAGCGGCAGCCCAGCAGCAACAGCAGCAGCAACAGAUGAAGGGCCCGCCCCAGCAGCAGCAGCAGGGCGGUCCGCAGCCCAACAAGCCGCCGACGCCAAAGACGCCCCAGGGUCCAGGGGGACCGGGUGUGCCAGUCGGCAUGGGUGGGCCCGGAACGCCGACGGGCCUGCCGCCGGGUGCCUAUCCGGGCUCCCAUAUGCCCGGCUACCCGCCUGGUCCGCCGCACGGCUCGCCUUUUGCCCCGCAAGAUGGUCAGCAGCACGGCAUGAAGCCCACUUCCCACAUGGAUGCCCUGCGAGCACACGCGCACUCUGCCAACUCGGCAGGCAUGGGCGGAGGCCAUCAUCCAACGGAGCCAUUGCCCAUUGACAUUGAGCCGGAUCCGGAGCCAGAUAUACCCAGUCCCACGCACAAUAUACAACGUGGUCCCAGUCCCGAGGCCAAGCCGGACGACACCGAAUGCCAUCGCUCCCAGUCUGCCAUAUUUGUCCGGCACAUCGAUCGCGGAGAUUACAAUUCCUGCACGAGAACGGAUUUGAUAUUCAAGCCGGUGGCCGACUCGAAGCUAGCCCGAAAACGGGAGGAACGGGAUCGCAAGCUGGCCGAGAAGGAGCGCGAACGGCGGCAGCAGCAGCAACAACAGCAACAGCAGCAGCAACAACAGCAGGCAGCAGCCGCUCAACAGGCGGCCCAGCAGGCCAAAAUGAAAGCGGAACUAAAGCCCCCGUAUGCCGAUACGCCAGCCCUGCGACAACUCUCCGAAUACGCACGCCCCCAUGUCGCCUUCAGUCCUGUUGAACAGAUGGUGCCAUAUCAUCAUCCAAUGGGCCCCAUGUACAGAGAGAGGGAACUGGAAGAGAUCAAAAACGCACAAGCCGCCGCGGCGAGUCAAUCCCGCCUCGAUCCGCACUGGAUGGAGUACUACAGACGCGGCAUACAUCCCUCACAGUUCCCACUCUAUGCGAAUCCGGCGAUAUCGCAGAUGGAGAGGGAACGUUUGGGUAUACCGCCACCGCAUCACGUAGGCCUUGAUCCGGGCGAGCACAUGGUGCGUAUGAUACGAUUGACGAGAGAAUAUCAUGCACACUCUCAUACUCAUUUACAUUUGCCUUUGCAUCCACAGCCGCAACCACCGGAGGCCGGUUUCCAACUGCCACCGAACGUUGGCCAAUAUCCACGCCCAAAUAUGCUUAUACCUAGGGAGCCGCACUCGGAUGUCCUGCUGCGCAUGUCCUAUGCCGAUCAACUACAGUAUUUGCAGGCCGCCGAAUUCCAGCGACAAUCGCUGCACGAUCAAUACUUUAGAAAUCAGCUGCGUUGAUGGGGAUCAUCGGAUAUUGUAUCUCGAAAGACUACUACAACAACACCCACACGAACACCACGAGACACCAGACACCACUUACUGACCAAGGCAUACAGAAUCAAAAGAGAAAAAACCUUCAACUACAAGAAAAGCAACUACAAAACUAAACUAGACAAAAAAAAACACGAUGGUCGCAAUAUUUUAAGUAUCCUCUUUAUAGUGUAUAGUGUUAAA
This is a messenger RNA of Drosophila miranda, 7269 nucleotides long. RefSeq names its product arginine-glutamic acid dipeptide repeats protein (gene Gug). The coding region runs from base 703 to 7053 and encodes 2116 amino acids. Lineage: Eukaryota; Metazoa; Arthropoda; Insecta; Diptera; Drosophilidae. The record is from RefSeq and is a predicted model, not a curated record. The transcript has 14 exons. Gene Ontology annotation, molecular function: transcription corepressor activity. Gene Ontology annotation, cellular component: nucleus.